AUGACUUCGAAAAAGAAAAAAGGAGAGGGAAAAUCGGGGGAGUCAUGGGAAAAAGGAGAGGAGAUCUUUCAAGGCGUUAUUCUCACGGAUAGUUUCAACUUCAGAUUCUUACCAGUAACUCUUGAAACACCCAGGGUAAGUGAAGUCAUUGAAUGUACAUGUCACGUGUGUUGUGACUUUCGAUUUAUUUUGAUCUGGUCAUAAAUUCAAUUUGUUGGAAAUCGAUUAAGAAGAAGCUGGGAGGGCUGCGGCCUCCCAUCUUGCGGUGAGGUUUCCGUAAUGGCUCAUAUUUUAUUAUGCAUACAUAUAUAUUACAAAGAAAACAUUGGCGGAAACAUAAGUUUACCUUUCGGACGGGUGCUUUGAUUUAGAGUAGUAUGGGGUUAUACGGAAAUCACUUCGAAUCACCUAUGGGGGGUUUCAUUCAUGAUUCUUCUAGCUUUCUUUUACCUUUCAUGACUGAAAUAUUAAGGAUACCUGCCUUAAUAGAGAGGGAAUUAGGUGUUAACUUGGAAUAAUUAUGAAGGCGGUCAGUAAUAGCUUUUAAAAAGCUGUUUAAGCCAUAACAGACGUUUAAUGUAAUAAGUCGAGUUUCCUGAUUUGAGUUUGACAAGAAGAAAUUAUGAUGUAUGGAGAGAAUAACACUCAAAGCACAUUUGAAGGGAAGAGAUCACAUUUGAAGGGAUUAGAGAUCAUGAGGAAUAGGUUUGGAAUAGGUGGUAGACUUUUUCUUUUUUGCCCUUUAACCCCCAUGAUCUGAUUGUUAAUUCUCCCCUCUCGCUGUUACACAUUGCCUUGUAAAUUAGUUACAAAAUUCGCUUUAGAUCAAGACAACAACUUUUGCAUAAUAAGUCUGAGUAUUCUUGUGACCUGUUUGCUGGGUAAUGAAUGAUGAAUGGAUAUUAAAUGAAGAAGUUACAUGUUAAUCACUUCUGUUUAUGUAAGGGUUUAAUGCUGGUUAUGUCUUGAUGAUCACCAUAGGCCUUGUUACCAUUGGUCAAUGUCCCUCUUCUGGAUUACACCAUUGAAUUCCUUGUGGAGGCAGGAGUACAGGAAAUCUUUGUUUUCUGCUGUGCACAUGCUGACCAGAUCAAGAAACAUUUAAGGUCUGUAGAGUUAUGACAUGCUUCCAAUAGCUAUACUUCAUUGAAAAAAAUCAUGUGCUUGUAGUUUGAUGAUUGUAGCCACUGCUUGUCUUUUUAGCGGGCUGGUGUACUAAAAAACUGGUAGCCUUUUGUUGAUUCUCUUGUACAAACUGUCACUGUAAUAUAUAUUGUCUAUGUUCUAGCCAGUCGAAAUGGACCAGUUCAAGGUCACCCUGUGAAGUGAAAACAAUUGUUGCAGAAGACUGCUUGUCAUUGGGUGAUGUUCUUCGAGAAAUUGACAGACAGGUUUGAUGGCAAAAACAAAUUCUGAUGAUUUAUCUUUAUCUUUAAUUUAAUCUACUUAUCUUUAAUAUACCUGAAGCAAGAUGAGUUAGAAGUAGUUGAUGGGUUCAGAUUUUCAGCUUGAGAUAUGUUUUCCUUUAUAAUUUUUACUUCCAUCCAGCUGUAUAUGAAAAAAUCCAGUUUGGUCAAAAUUUGAAGCAGACAUGUUCCAAGGGUUUUUUAAAUAUACUAUUCAAAGUUCACUGAUGCAUAUGUAUUUGCCAAGUGCUUUAAAUUUAAUCUCCAGGGAAAAUGGCUGAUAUACCAGUCUGAUAUACCAGAUAUUAGUGAUUUUAUAUUUUGAUCACUGUGAUCAGGAGAAGUUAUCAUUUCUGCACCAGGCACUCUUGGCAAAUUUUGCUGAUCUAGCAAUUGGCAUAUAAAAUAAUGCCAAGUGUGUCCUGUGGGCUUUAGCAACAGAAAAUUUUUCCUGGCAGUAGGUGUUCUACUUUUAUUUACUUUAAGAGCUGAUAAAAAUACAGUUAACUUGAACUGUUGAUUCAAAUUUUUUUUUUGUUUGUUUUAAAAGUCUCUUCUUAAAAACGAUUUUGUGUUGGUGAGUGGUGAUGUGGUAUCAAACAUGAAAUUGGAGCAAGUCUUACAAGAACACAAGUAAGUCAACUUCAGUCCAUGCUGUAGUAUCAGUACUGUCAGUAGUUUCAUACAUCUUCAUGUAUAUUUAGAAAUGAGGUACAUGAAUUUUGUAUCAAUUCUAGAGAAAGAAGAAAAAAGGACAAAGCUUCACUGAUGACAAUGGUAUUCAAAGUUGCUAAUCCAGGACAUAGAACAAGGUAAGUAUCCAUCUGGAUUUCUUAUUACCAUUUUAUGUUUCCUUGACUUCAACCAAGUGAUAAAGUUAGUGGUGUAAUGGUUAGUGUAUUAGAUUCCUUUUUUGAGAGGUCCAGGUUCCAGACCUGGCUGAGUCACUUCUUUGUGAUCUUACAUAAAGCGCUUACUUUCUCAGUGCCUCUUUCCACCUAGGAGUAUGAGUGGGUAUCAGGGAAUUGUCAGGGAAGCCUGUGUAAUAGUAAUACUCCAAGUCCCGUCAUGCUAUGCAAACCAGGAUUAUUAACUCUGGUUUCCUACCUUCUAACUUUAGCCACUCUUAACUCUUUAACCCUUAGGAGUAACUAGCAUCUAAUUUCUCCUUACAAUAUCACCCUUGAAUCAAACAUUAAGGUCAUGAGAAUAGAGGAAAUGAUCACCAACUAAAGUAGCUCUUGAUUAUUAAACAAAUUCUCUUUGUCAGCACCUCAGGAAAUGUAUAAUGAGUAGUAUGGAGAACAUGGAUACUGAUGUUAGGGGGUAAAGGGUUGAUACAGGAGUGAGUGCUUCCAGUGGCUUAAUUAUAUUGUGCUAAGUUAUGUCUUAAUUAGCUUCAAAGGUGGGAUGUGUAUGGUCCAGUUUCAAGCAACAUUUUGGCAGUGAUUUAGUCAUAAAAUUGCUUCUAAAUUAAAUUUUACACUUGCUUCAGAUGCCAAGAGGAGGACUUCAUAGUUGCUUUAGAUUCAACAACAGGUAGAAUUCUUCUGUGUGAAAAAACAGCAAACAAAAAGAGAUUUUCAUUUCCGUUGGUAAGUGUGGAUAAACUCUAUAUCUUUUCCUUUAAUUUUGGUAUUGCAAAUAUCCAAAAAAACAAUAACUGUAAAUAUCAAGUGGUCUUAUUGUUUAUUGUUGUGUAUCAGUUCUUUAAUUUAUCACAAUUUCUCUGUCUUUGCUUCUCUUUCAGAGUUUAUUUUCAGGUAACAACAAUACCCAGAUCAGAUAUGAUCUCCUGGACUGUAACAUUUGCAUAUGUUCAACUACAGUGAGUUGAUGUCUAUUCUGUGGUAGUUGUUGUUGUUGUUUUUGUUGUUGUUUUUGUUUUUUCUCUAUGAAUUGAACAGCUCCCAUAAAAAUUUCAAUUUGUUUCUUUGUAUUCAUAAUUUUCUGUUUAUCAGGUUCCACAGUUAUUUACUGACAAUUUUGAUUAUCAAACCAGAGAUGAUUUUGUUAGAGGAAUUCUUGUAAAUGAGGAGGUAAGCACGAUAAAAUAAAAGUGCAUUUUUAUGGAACUUGAAAGUGUAAGUUAAGUUAACCCUGUAACUCCCAUGAGUAACCAAGAUAUAAUUUCUCCUUAAAAUAGAAUACAGUAUGAAGCAGAUAAGUGAUGAGAAUGUAGAAAAUAUCAAUCAGGGGUGAUUAGUCGAUCCAAUAACAAACUCUCCAAGGUAAAAUGAUAAGAAUUAUAUGGCAGACAGUAAGCAGAAUUACUAGGUAAGAGCUUGGGAGUGGAAGGGUUAGUGAGCAGAUGUAGUCUUGAUUCAAAUCUGAAAAAUUGAUCUUAAGAACUACAGUCUUCUAAGUCAUUUUAAGUAAUUUCUUUUUUUUUUUCCUUUUAGAUCAUGGGUAACCAAAUUCAUUCAUACAUAAUCAGUGACAAGUAUGCUGCUAGAGUGUCCAACCCUUACAUGUAUGACACAGUCAGGUUGGUAAGAAAAGUGUCCAUCACCGUGUUUAUUGACAGUUUGUUUGAUUUGUUAAAUAACAAUGUUUUCUUCAAGAAUUUGAUCUCCACUUUGACCUAGUGACCAGCAUACUUUUUUGUAAAACUCCAAUGAGAUACUUAAGUGUAUUAAAGAUAUACUGCAGUUGGAAUGUUGGAUAUAUUUUUGAGGCAAUUUAAAGUAAAUUUGAAUCAAAUCCAAGGGUGAAUAUUGUAAAUACUAUUCCGAGGUUCUCUCAGGAAACAGUAGUGUCUGUAAGAGUAUUGUUCACGAAUUCAUCAACAAACUCAACAAAAUUACACACAGUGCAAAAUGUUUAUAUUGUAAUUUUACUGUUUUUAAUUUUUGUCCAAUAGCAAAGACAUUCUUAGUAGAUGGGCCUAUCCAAUAGUACCUGACAAUAGUACAUUUUUCAUGGACUACUCCUACUCAUUCAGAAGACACAAUGUUUACCUUGACAGUGAGCUCUCACUUGCCAGGUAGGUUAUAAACUUGUACUUAUCUUACAUGUAUUUAAUUAUUUGCCCCAUUCAUUCUCAUUACACUCUGCCUUCUAAUAAACUAUAUGAAAUUUCAGCAAGCUUAAGUUUACAUUUUUUCCAUCUUACAGGAAUUGUGUAUUAGAGGAAAAUCUUUUAAUUAGUAAGGGAACCUCAGUAGGUGUUGGAACAGUGAUCACAAAUUCUGUUAUAGGUAGAAACUGCAUUAUAGGUGAGGACAAAAUCUUAUUACAUUUGUUUGUGGCUGUUCCUUGUAAAGCAUUUAGCUUUUCCCAUGGACAUUUUGCAUAUGUGAUAUAUCAUAUAAAAAAAUUGCUUACAUUGUUAAAAAAAAAACUUUAAAUUCACCAAUUACUUCCUACUGUCAGCAGUUUAGUGUGUAAUUUUUGUCUUGAAUGUUUUUUGUUAGGAUUAUGACAUUGUUUCACUUUCUUUCCUUAUUAACUAAUUGUCCACACUGCACUGUACUUUAACUUCAACUGACUGAUUGAGCGAUUGAAUGAUUUUCAGGUGAUAAUGUUAAACUAGAUGGUGUUCAUCUCUGGGAUAAUGUGAAAGUAGAUGAUGGAUGUAAUAUUUCAAAAUCAAUUCUGUGCAAAAAUGUGCAUAUCAAAAGGUACACAAUAGCUGAACAAUUUGACGUUGAUGAAAUAUUUAGUUUCUUGUUUAAGAAAAAAAGAGUGAUGAAAUAUGUUGAUGUUAUUUUUGUAUCUCACAUGAAUUUAAUUGCAUUUGUACCAUGUACACAAAUGAUUUUACAAUCUGCAGUUAUCUUAAUUUUUGUUCACUUUCUUUCUGCCCUGUGCAUAGGAAUGUAACAAUUACUGGGGGAUCAAUUAUUUCAUUUAAUGUAAGUGAUAUGCCAAGUUCUCUUUAUCCUAGUUUGGUCACUUUUUUCUCAAAAGUUAUUUGAAGUACAUGUUCUUAGUUCAUGUGCCUUUUUGGCUCACAAUGUACAAAAUUACUUGGUAACUAUUCCUAAUUGAAGUAUUCUAGUAAAUAAGUUUAUCCCCUUGACUGUGUACAUUGUAAGACAAUCUCUUUAUUGUCCAGUAAAAAUUAAAAGUUUGUCAGGGGCAUAGCCAGGAUUUUUCAAAGCAGGAAGGUCACACUAUGUCAAACAGAGGGUACUCACCAGUUUUUGCCACCUGAAUAUUAUAGGUUGUUUACCCAAAAAAGGCUUACAAAGGAGGUGGGGGGACCCACAGGCACCCCAGGACCCUCCCUAGCCAUGCCCUUGUUUGUGUUGUACAUGUACAAACAAACCAAAAAAUUUUAUUAUUGAUAUUUAGGUAGUGGUUGGGCCCGACUUAGUUCUCUCUCCAGGAGUGAAAAUAACACUGAAGAGAAAGACUGAGGAUGAAAAAGAAUUUGGAAUGGAUGACCUAUCCCUUGAUGAAAAACCAGUUGCUGAACAAAAUGAUGGUCUGUUGGUUUGUUAUUUUCUGUAACUGUGUUCUAACUUGUGUUCUUGUGUAAAGGAUGUUACAUUCUGCAUUUAGCAAUUAUUAACUCUUAAAAGUGAGCUGAAUCUUUCUCAAAGGCCUGAAGUUAGUUUGCAGCUAAAUAAAACUUUGAUUAUUAGAUCAUUAUUAGAAUGAGAAUUACAUCUAAAGCACAAACUGAAAUGUCCAAAAGAUUGUUAGCCAUUGUUUGAAGUCAUCUGCUAAUAACCAUGUAACAAGGUCAUAAGAAAAUACAGCAAAAACAUAGAAAUAAUUAGUACUAUAUACAUGUAUGUACAGUUAUUGAGCACAGAUACUUGGUGUAUGUAAAGAUGUAAAGAUGAUCCUUUUUAUAGAGUUUAAUCCAGAGGAGGUUGGCAGUGAAGGACAAGGACAUGUGUGGAGACCUGAUGUAGAAUCUGAUGAUGAAAUGGAGCAAGUACAAGAUGUGUGGGGUGAGAGAAAAUAUUUAUGUGACACAUACAGAUACUUCCUCAAGUCCUCAAUUUACUUUUGUCAACUCAGGACACUAGGGUUACUAUGAAAAUUAUCAAGGGACUGAUGAUAUUUGUCUGCAGCUUGGCUGCCAAUGAAUUAAGUGCAGUGUCCUUACACGAGCUUGUGGUAUAAUCAAACUAAAUUUUAGGUUUUUUUUCCUGUAAGUUGGUGUGACAACGUACAUUGUAUUGUUUUUUUCUGGCACCCAAUUGUCAUUGGCAUACUUCAUGUGAUAUUCAAUGCAACUGAAAGUACACUAUUUGGUAUCGAUUAGGGCUUGAUAGAGUCAGUUCAAGUGAGGAUGAAGUGAGCUCAAUUUCCAGCCAAGAAGGAACCCCCCCUGGCAGCCCACUACCUGAGGAGGACAGCAGAUGUAAGUAAUUCUUACAAGACUCGAUAGAGCUGUAAUGACUGGGUACCCUGCAAUGAUUUGUCUGAUAUGGGAAGAGGGUGGGGUGGGAGGACUGUGUAGUAGGACCUCAGGUUGAGGGGUAAAAGUGGUAAGAGAAGAUUUAAACUCGUAAUGCUGUCUCCUGCUUACUGAUUCCGUGCGUGGGACUAUUGUCUCCUCAGAAUUAUUUACAACUAAACGAGGAAAUAGUAUCUUGUUUCUCUCUCUGUUGCCUCUCGCUCCUCUUUGAAUCGAAUACUCACCAAGAAAAGUUAAAAUGCGUACACCUCCAGCUUAGCGAGUCCUGCGGUUAAGACUCUCUUGUGCUUUACUUUCACUUCUACGUUUUAUGUUUUAGUGUUUUACAAUGAAGUCCUAGAGUCCAUACGACAUGGUGUUGAAGAUCAAGUGGAUCCAGAGAACCUUAUAUUGGAGAUAAAUGCUUCAAAGUAAGUUGACUGUGUAGACAUGAGCAGACUUUCAGAUGAAACCGACACUGAAUCUCGUUCCUGUGCAGUAUAAUCGUUACUAUAUAAAUAUACACUUCGUGCUUUUAGCACGCCCUGCCCUGCCCUCCCCCUCUCCUUUUCCCUUCAUUACUUUUUGUUAUUUUCUUUAUUUGCAUAACGGAUAUUCAUGGGACAAUAACUUUAUCUUACUGCAGGUUUGCAUACAACGUGACCUUCCACGAACUAAACCAAGCUGUGGUGAAAUCUUUGCUUGAAUCUUCACUUCACGAUUCUUCAAUGCAGAGGCAAGAAAUGUCUAAAAAUCUUAAAAAGGUAAGCUGACUACGAAACGACCUCUUCCGCUUCUCAUCUCCAUUAUCAUCGUGUGAAAGAAGUCGUUUUCAGUUGGCGAAAUCCUUUUUUUUCUCAGGCUGUAGAUCAUCUGUUACCGAUGAUUUUGAACUACAUAAAGAAUUCUGAUGGGCAAAGAGACGUAUUGUACGCAACAGAGGUUGGUUUUGUCUUACUUUCGUUUAGAAAAAAAUUCAGUUGUGUCGAAAGUGAUUCGAUAUUUCGUUCUAAUUUGAUUUUAUCAACUGAGUUGAGAAUGUAAAUUGCCCCCAUAGAGAGUUUCUAAAGCUGACGUUUUGAGUGCUUGUCCUUCGUCAGAGCGAAAGAGCGAUAUUGCAUUGGUUUUGCUUUACCUCGCUUUGCGAUUGGUUCAAAAAACUCGUGCUACUCCCUCAACCAAUCAGAUGCAAAACUAAAACCAACUCUGACUUGGUCGUUCGCGUUUUCCCGCGCUUUAGGUAGUUUGGCUGUUUUUACUUUGAGUUCUCAUUGGCUCUCAAAGAUAUUUUGCUUUCUUCUGAUUGGCCAUUGUGAUUACUUCGGUUUUGGUUUUUAUAAAGCGCUCCAUACGAAAUGUGAAUUGUUUGCUAAUAUACCCGUCUGCAGCUCUUCUUGGUGACAGCAGUGUUGUAAUUAUAUCACCCUCGAGGUGCUCUCGAUCGAAAAGGAAAACAAAGUGAAUCAGACGCAGACUUGCAAUGUAGCUGUAAUGUUUUUUAGUUACAUGAAGUAACGAUAUAAUUUCGUUUUUCUAUAAAACGAGUAUUCACAGAGUAAAAUAAGAGAAGUUUUUAUAUCUUUGUGGCCAGGAAUUUUUUGUGCAAGCCAUGUGGGCGUCUCCACUGUGUCAGACGUUUCUUCACCUUCUCUACGACAAAGAAAUCCUGGAGGAAGCCUUGAUUCUUCAGUGGUAUUCUCGCAAACCAACGGGUGGAGAGGACGGAAGCUUUGAACCGCAGCGGAAACUAUUGCGGCAACAAGUAAGUUAAUUUUGUUACUUGAUGCGUGUAACUGUUUAUUUAUUUUGCCUUUUCCGCGGUGAUAUGUCCCUAACUUUGCCUUUGUAUCUCUCCUCCGCUUUGUGUUCAUUAAUUUUAUUCCAAAUUCUGUACCAAACACUACACUACUCUUGAGAAACUACCUCAGCAAGGUUUGCUGUCUAUAAUGACGUUUUCACUGAAUCAUAAUAAUACAAACCAAAGGAUAGCGAAGAAAUCUCCAGUGGUGGUAUGCUUAUGUUCUGUUUCUCGCAGAUUUCUCGCUUUAUCACGUGGUUACAAGAGGCAGAGGAGGAGAGUGAUGAUGAUGUUGACGGUGACGAAGGGGAAUGAAACAUUUUAACCGUAAAGAGUCGUCCAAAAAGAUAUAAAAAAUAAACUUUCCGUCUGUAUUUUCUGUGUAGUCUUUUUCGUCCAAGCGCCGGUCCAUACACUUGCUGUUUAUUCCGUCCGUUUCCCAUCUUUGCCUGUGCACCAUGGUACACCUUCAUUCUCCAGAAGUGUUUCACAUGUAACUUCUCAUAACUCGUUGUUUGAAAAUGUACAUGAGUUGAAGGGAGAAUUACAAAUUAUUUAGUGGGAGUUGAAUGGUUAAAAGUUGUCAGUUCUGAGUGAACUGUGAACUCCCGAGACAAGUGUUGUUUUGAUAUCAUAAUGAACGCUAAGGUACUGAAAAGAAUAUUGAAAAUAGUACAGUCGCAUUUAUUGAAACAUUGGAAAGAACUUAGUUUACCUGUAGCUAAAUGUGAAUUUUAUUAUUACAAUGUAACAUCUUGAUUUUCUCGUGACAAUAUCAUCCUCCUAAAUAUUCGGAAUUUAUGUAUUUAGUAUUGAAGUUUCAUUCUGAUUUCUUUUCAAAAUAAAUUUGUCUUGGUCUGUUCCAAACCUCUCGAAGUUCUGUAAAUAGAGAAUACUUUUCGUGUGAUGCAUUCUGCGGAAAUCGUCC
Messenger RNA from Pocillopora meandrina, 9491 nucleotides. NCBI's taxonomy places the organism in Eukaryota, Metazoa, Cnidaria, Anthozoa, Scleractinia, Pocilloporidae. The record is from the annotation of a GenBank genome assembly.